AUGGCUCUUCCCUCAGAAUGCGACGUGCUCGUCAUUGGCGGCGGGAAUGCCGGCUUCUGCGCAGCCAUUUCGGCAGUCCAGUCCGGCGCAAAACACGUUGCUAUCAUCGAUAAAUGUCCGGAGGAAUGGGCAGGAGGUAACUCUUACUUCACAGCGGGGGCAAUGCGCACCGUCCACGGCGGAUUGCCGGAUCUGCUUCCCAUCGUGAAUAAUGUCGAUGCGGAGACGGCGAAGAAGAUUGAUAUGAAGCCGUAUACCGUGGAGGACUUCACCGGCGACAUGAACCGUGUUACGGGGCGGCGCACCAACCGCGAGCUCUGCCAGACACUCGUCAAUGAGUCAAACUCGGCGAUCAAGUGGCUGGCUAGUAAUGGCGUGCGCUUCCAGCUCUCUUUCAAUCGACAGGCGUAUGAAGUCAACGGCCGCCUCAAGUUCUGGGGUGGUCUUGCGCUGAAGACUCAAGAUGGCGGCAAGGGUCUCAUUCAGGAUCACCUGCAAGCAGCCCGGAAACUGGGCAUUAAGGUGGUCUUCUCGACCGCUGCUCAGAAACUAGUAACGGAUCCGGUCUCUGGAGCCGUGACGUCCGUCGUGGUUUCGCAUCACGGCCGCGAGCAGACUGUUAAGGCUGGGGCCGUGAUUCUCGCGGCCGGAGGCUUCGAAGGGAACCCGCGCAUGCGCGCGCAGUACCUUGGACCACACUGGGACGUGGCGCUGGUACGCGGCACGCCCUAUAACUCUGGGGAUGGAUUCGAGAUGGCGAUCCGGGAUGUCUCAGCCAAGCAGGCGGGCAACUGGUCAGGAUGUCACUGCGUGGCGUGGGAUGCUAACGCACCGGCCGAUACGGGCGACCGGGAGAUCUCCAACGAGUUCACCAAGUCCGGGUAUCCGUUGGGCAUCAUGAUCAAUCGGCAGGGAAACCGGUUCGUGGACGAGGGGUCGGAUCUGCGCAACUAUACGUAUGCGAUGAUCGGACGCCAGAUUCUCAACCAGCCCGGCCACAUGGCGUUCCAGAUCUGGGACUCCAAGAUGAUCCCUUGGUUGCGGUCGGAGGAGUACCGGCCGGAGGUAGUGCAGCAUAUCAGCGCGGCCACGAUCAGUGAGCUGGCGGAGAAGUGUGCCGAGUUUGAUCUCGAGGAUAAGAAGCGCUUUGAGCAGACCAUCCAUGACUAUAAUAAGGCGGUUUAUGAGCGCCAGCGCAGGCAUCCGGGUGGGAAGUGGGAUCCGGCUGUCAAAGAUGGACUUACCACGCAGUCGGAGGGCUUGGAGCUGGCAGUUCCCAAGUCGAACUGGGCGCUUCCUAUUGAUCAAGGACCGUUCCUGGCUGUCCGGGUCACGGCGGGCAUCACUUUUACGUUUGGUGGACUGGCGGUUCGUCCGGAGACGGCGGCGGUGGUGUCGUCGACAACAAACCAAGAGGUGCCGGGGUUGUACUGCGCAGGGGAGAUGCUGGGAGGACUGUUUUAUGACAACUAUCCUGGAGGCAGUGGAUUGACGUCGGGGGCUGUCUUUGGACGACGAGCUGGUCGGGCUGCGGCGGCGAGGGUGUCGAGCCGGCAGGCACGGUUGUAG
Aspergillus niger is the source of this 1569-nucleotide messenger RNA. RefSeq lists its product as uncharacterized. The transcript has a single exon. The record is from RefSeq and is a predicted model, not a curated record. Bases 1 to 1569 code for a protein of 522 amino acids. Lineage: Eukaryota; Fungi; Ascomycota; Eurotiomycetes; Eurotiales; Aspergillaceae.